CGCUAGGGCCGGGCGGCGGGGCGGCGGGGCGGCAUGGCUGGGAGCACAGCACCACCUACGUCCCGCGCAUCCCCGCCGAGCCCGCACGGCCCCGCUGCCCGCGCCGCCGCGGCCGCCCCCCGGCAUAAAAGGGGCGGCCGGGGGGGGGACGCGCACCGGCGGCCCGGUUUGCCGCCGAGAGGAGAGGAUAAAGAGAGGAAGCGCAGGGGCGAUGCUGGAAGCCGCCGGGAGGUCGCAGCGUGCGGGAAGGGGGGUGAGAGGCGAGUGAGCCCCCGCCGGGCCCUGCGGCAGCCGCCGAGCUCCGGCGCCCCCUCCCCGGCCGCCCGCAGCCCCGCACCGGCCCCCGCCGCCCCUCGCCGCCAGAGGAAGGGAGGGAGGGAGGCUGCCCAGCCCAGCGGCCCAGGAUGCAGUUUCGCCUCUUCUCCUUUGCCCUGCUCAUCCUCAACUGCAUGGAUUACGGCCACUGCCAAGCCAGCCGCUGGAGACGCAGCAAGAGAGGUGAGCGGGGGCUCCCGCCGGAGGCACCCCGGGCAGCUAGCUAUGGACCAAAUCCAAUUUGCAAAGGCUGUUUAUCUUGUUCAAAGGAUAAUGGGUGCAUCAGAUGCCAACAUAAGUUAUUCUUCUUCCUACGAAGAGAAGGAAUGAGACAAUAUGGUGAAUGCUUGCAUUCCUGCCCAUCGGGGUACUAUGGGCUCCGAACGCCUGAUAUGAACAGAUGUUCAAGAUGCAGAAUAGAAAACUGCGACUCCUGCUUUAGCAGAGACUUUUGCACCAAAUGCAAAACUGGCUUCUACUCACACAGAGGCCGCUGCUUCAGAGGAUGCCCUCCUGGAUUUGCUGCCUUGGAAGAGCUUAUGGAAUGUGUGGAAGGCUGUGAAGUGGGUCAGUGGAGUGAGUGGGGAACUUGCAGCAGAAACAAUAAAACAUGUGGAUUUAAGUGGGGCCUGGAAACGAGAACAAGACAAAUUGUGAAGAAGCCAGCAAAAGACACAAUACCAUGCCCAACCAUUGCAGAAUCCAGACGGUGUAAAAUGGCUAUGAGACAUUGUCCAGGAGAUUGAAAUCCUUACUGCCCUCAUGUGGAUGAAAACGCAUUUCAUUUUCUCUGUCUGCUGAAACUCGAAGUGGACAUGUUUCAUUAGAAGAGCUGUACGUACAACAGUAUUUACACAGCAAAUGAAGGACAAUUUGGCCACUGAACUGAUGCUGAUUUCUGAUGCCUCAAGCAGUAUGUCUAGGAGUCUGUAAAUAUAUCUGCUUCAUUUAAUUCUGGAGAAUCAGGUGUGCCAUGAGUGUUAAGAAUCUGCCCCCCAAAUUCUGUCUGGAGAAAGACACUUUUGCAGCUGACAGAAGUUGAUGAAGGCUCUUUCUGAACCAAGUAAUGUGUAUCCUGAAUUGAUCAGAAGGGUCAGUCCAGAAGGUACAUGCAGUAUUUCCAAAUCCCUUUGAGCUCAGGUUAGGAGACAAGCCAGGGAACUGAGCACGAAUCUCUAAUAUAGCAACAUGCAUCUGCUUUAGGAGCAAUGAUAAUAAAGUGGUACGAAAGCAACAACAUAAAAAGAAAAAAUGUACUUCACAUACUGACAAAGCUGACAAAGUUACUCACAGCUAUUACUCUAUGGUGUAUAGACAAUUGCUGUGUAUAUUAGCAUACUUUUUUUUUUUUUUCAGGAAUUGAUGUUGGAAUUACAAUGUUACCUAGAUGUUAUUAUACCUUUGCCUGUAUAUUAUUAUACCAUUAGAAAUUGUGUUACAUUAUUAUCUAACAAUAACAUUUCAUUGCACAGCAUAUUAGUUGACCAUACACCUGCCAUAAACAAGUAGUCCAAAAAAGUUUAAUGAAUAACACUGUAAAGAUACAGAUGAUUGUGAUAAUAUACUUUGUAGAAAAAGAAAAAAAAAAAAAAAAAGAAAAAAGAAUUAGUCAUUAGUCAUUUACAAAGCAAACAGCAAAACCUAAUUGUAUAACAUUGAAAUAAGGGAUUUGAUUGAUUGUCUUUGCCAGUCUAGCUUUUGUGCAGAACUGUGAGAUACAGAAUGAUAGAUAAGCUUUUUAAGGAUUUUAUUUGCUAAAUAACUGAACACCAAAUCUAACUAUAUUUCUGCUCUUUCUUAGGCCAUAAACAUAUUUCAGUGUCUACACAUAACUGUACAAAGUAUUAAACACAUUUCUCUAAAUUAUGUUCUGAGCUGACUCAGAUAAUAAAAAUGGAGGCGCUCUUUUUUUUAGGGAGUUUGAGAUAAAAAAUGCUUUUCAAAGCAUUAACAAAAAGUUAGUUACCUUGUUAGCAUGCAAGGGAAAAGUCAGUUUAAAUAGAAACAGGAAUACGGUAACCUGAACAGCCCAUGUUCAGAUAACCUGCUCUUUGAUUGAAUUAUUUGUAUUUUCUCCAACCGCUGUUCACACCAAGGUCUUUCAAGGAUAUGUUGUCUGCAGUAAUAAAAUAAAGAUUGAAAAUCAGAUCUGAUGUGGAGGCCUGUAACUUAGAAUGGGGAAGAAAAGCUCAUGGCUAUCUGCCAGCUGACAGGUGGGCGAGUUAUCGCUGGAGACGAUGCGAUGUCACUUAAAGAGCAUUGCUGGCUGCAGAUCCCAGGUGCUGCGCUCAACGAUCUGCUCCCUGGGGCUCUGUUUCUGAUAAGGAGGGUUUUAUAGGCUAUGUGGACCAGGAUUACUAUCUCUAUUGUCACUCUGUACAGUAAUGCUGUAACCUGCUAUUGAUGGGAGAGAGCUGGAGCCAUGCUGGGAGGAAACACUGGGCUGAGUAACAGGCUGUGGAAGAGCCUGAUGUGAGGCCUCAGUGCCUCCUAGGAUGUGUGGAGGGGGACUGUAGGUUUUUUCCCUUUCUAGCAACCCUAUUUUUACACAAUCUGUGCUGUAUAGUUUUCAGCAGUUAUUACAAAUAGCUUCGUCACUCUUACUCAAAGGGGUGGCUUGAUUUUCUCAAUGAUAGUGGAGGCUUUUGCAGAAAAAGGCUAGUCCAACUUUCUUAUCCACCCUGUUCCCUCUGAGGGCUGGCAAUCCACACAGUAGAAGUAAAACUUGUUCUUAUGUUCUCCCCCCCUCAAGAACUUAUCAUUGCACACAGAUCUUCUCUGGGGAUUUGCUUUCUGUAUAGUGUUCUUCAAAAGAACACUUUAGUGUUCUUGACUAAAAUAAAUCACUGCUAAUAUCACAGAAUCAAAGAAUCACAGAAUUUCUAGGUUGGAAGAGACCUCAAGAUCCUUUUCAACAUGGAAUGGGUUGUCCAGGGAAGUGGUGGUCUCCAUCCCUGGAGAAAAUAGAUAGAUGUGACACUAAGGGACAUGGAUUAGUGAUGAGACUUGCUACGUAAUGUUGGACUAGAUGAUCUUGGAGGUCUUUUCCAACCUAGAUGAUUCUGUGUUUCCAUGAUAACAGCCUAAGCAAACCUAAGAACAGCAGAGCCCCAAGGGAGAAAGGGCCUUGGAGUCAGGGCUUUUGCUCUCAAGAUCAGGGAGCAUGAGGAGGAGGACACAGAGGAGGAGGCCACACAAGUGUCACUGUAGACAAGGUCCACCACCCUGGAAUGUCUUCUGGAGUGGAGGGAGCUGCUUCCAUGCUUGCUGCUGGUACCCAUGGAAAGUCUCCUCAGAUGGCCAUCCUCACCCUGUGGCCCUGCUGUUGGGGAGCCUGGAGAGUCUGUCUCUCAGAUCUUCUCUGGGGAUUUGCUUUCUGUAUAGUGUUCUUCAAAAGAAGCCUGUAGCAAGAAUUCGGAAGUUACUUCUGUUGACUGUGCUUUUGCUGACAAAAUCAGGACUGUAAUUGAAGUCUGAAUUUAAUAAAAGUUUUCAUGCAUUGGGACCUCAGCAACAUAGUCUUUAUAGUCACUGCUUUUCUGCUAAUCUCUAAUCUCUAUUGCAUCAUGGUAGCGAUACGGGAGCUGAUGUUUAACCAAGGAAAACUGUUCAUAUUCAGUUUUCUGGUUAAAGUGACAGUUGCCGUUUGGGACUGUGUUAGCAUUGCUGGUCAUCUGGAUAUUGUCUGUGUAGUUUAGUAUUGUCCUGAAAAUCACAGAAUCACAGAAUCACAGAAUCACAGAAUUUCUAGGUUGGAAGAGAC
Molecule: messenger RNA, 4078 nt
Organism: Anas platyrhynchos (mallard)
Lineage: Eukaryota; Metazoa; Chordata; Aves; Anseriformes; Anatidae
Gene: RSPO2
Product: R-spondin 2
Source: RefSeq, a predicted model, not a curated record